GAAGCCCGAUACCUUUCGCAUCACGAACUUGAAAUCUUCAUACAUACUCAGUGGUGCAGCAUGUUGUUUAUGUUUUAGUCGUGGAACAUUUUGACUGGCAAUUAUGGAUCCCUUUAGCAUAACAGUCGGGGCUGUGGGACUCAUAACAGUCUUCAAAGAAGUCUACCUCCUGUCGCGAUGUAUUUAUCGAGCCUGUGAAUCAGCAAGAGCGAGCGACGAGGAGCGUGAGAAGUUGAGACAUGAUCUGCGAUAUGACUUGCUUCGCAUACGAUCAUUUGGGCGACAUUAUUUGAAGAACAAAAACAUGUUUGGUGACCCUGGGCUGGAUAAUCAUUGGGCUUCGAUGAUCUACGACAUAUUAGAGGAACUCCGGAAGUCUUUGGAUGAUUACAGAAAACUAGAUGACCCAUUUUACCUACAAUAUUCGCCAUACGUUAACGACAGCAUGUAUGGUACCCCCACUAUUGAAUUUCCUCUAGACGACAAAAACGACCCGAUUCCGCCGGCAAAGUUACCAGCCAAGAAGUUAUCAUUCAACUCUUUAUUCAGUCGAACAAGGGAAGGCACUAAGUUGACAGUUAAAUCGGCAAAAUGGGCGCUUUACGACAAGAAGAGACUGGAGUCCACGAUAAGUACUUUUCGGCGGGAGACAGAAAAAUUGACAGGUCUCUUACCUCUCGCCCAAUCUGCACAGGUCUCUAGGAUCGACAACAAGAUCGAUGCACUUACGGCCACAAUCAACGACCGCGAUGCUCAAAUUUUGGGACUGGUUCCUCACGCAAAACUCAUGGAGUUUAAUGAACAAAACGAUGAUGAUUACACAGAUGAAAACGAAAUGAAGCAAUGCACAGUCAGCACUACUUCAGAUGGCAACGAACUGAGUGCAGGAACUAUUGAGUUGAAGCACCAAAGAGGCAAUACCGCUGAGCAAGAGUCGGUUCUGAUUGAGCUUAAACAUUAUCCACCCUUGGAGGAAAAUUGCGAUGCCACGUCAGAUUAUCCUGAUGCUGAUACCAAAAUUAAUGUUCGACGGCUGGCAGGGCUCCUAAGUAUAUCGUCUUCCGGCUCGGAACUACGAACGCUCCCUUUCAAAUUUUACGUUCAUGAGCCAGAUAAAGAGCGAUAUGCCUUUGUAUUUGGCUACCCCUUGCAUGCUCUUCAAUCUCAACCAAUAUCUCUUCACGAACUCAUCAAAUCAUCAAAACAAGGUGAACGGUUUCCACUAGCCAUCCGAUUUCAAGUAGCCGAAAUGAUCGCGAAAAGUAUUGGGGUAUUCCAUGCUGAUGGCUGGGUUCACAAAAGUGUGUGUAGUCGGGCCGUCGUUUUUUUUAAACAACGAUUAAAAGAAAGUCUUAUGCUCAGGUCUCCAUACCUCGUGGAUUUUGGUUACUCGCGGCCAGAAGAAGGAAAGACUUAUGCACGCUAUCAAGGAACAACUAAUAGCGAUGCUCUUUACCUUCACCCUGACCGCCCUCGUAUGACCUUUACCAAACUUCAUGAUAUAUAUGCUCUGGGCGUAGUUCUCCUUGAGAUUGCAACAUGGAAGACCGCAAAAGAGCACUUUGACUCUGCAGCAAAGGGUCUCAAUCUUGAUGUCACGACUAUUGAUAAAGAAGAGGUCAGAGAAAAAUUCCUAAGUAUUGCUAAGAAGAGCAUACCUUAUCAUAUGGGAACCACUUAUAUGGAAGCAGUCAUUUCUUGCUUGGAUGAUACUUACAGAGGUCAUACUGCUUCCUCGACAUUUCUGGAGACUUUCCAAACCGAGAUUAUUGAAAAGUUGAGUGCGAAGCAAUUAUUGUCUCACUAAAAUGAUAACAAGCUAUCCGAACUAGAGAUUUCUCAAUUGCUGCAGCCUGUGUUGAAACCCUAAAACCUUCAAAGUUCAAGAAAAUGUACGAUAUACGAUUUGGGAUUGAAAUCCAUCUGUAUCUGUCUGUCAGACUCAUAUCUCAUCAUAUUUCCACCUCGAAUAUCAUAGUAAAGAGUCAUACACAUACCAAGUACACCAAUUAUCACGAUCUAGUUAUGUGAGAGUAUGGAUUUGUGAGGGGCCCGAAAGUUUUCCUAUUGGAUUAGAUUUCAACUAGUAAUUCACUCUGUUAAUUGCUUAGAUCUAAAGGAGAAUGCCAAGCACUCAGAUUUAGAUUUCUGCAUUGUUGACA
Messenger RNA from Botrytis cinerea B05.10, 2162 nucleotides. RefSeq lists its product as hypothetical. The transcript is spliced from 2 exons. Gene Ontology annotation, biological process: protein phosphorylation. The record is from RefSeq and is a predicted model, not a curated record. Lineage: Eukaryota; Fungi; Ascomycota; Leotiomycetes; Helotiales; Sclerotiniaceae. Bases 104 to 1807 code for a protein of 567 amino acids. Gene Ontology annotation, molecular function: ATP binding; protein kinase activity.